AAAUGGAGACACAGAGGGGUCAGAGACGAAGGCUGAUAAAUGGAGACCAGUCUUACUUUCAACACUACUAUAUAACCAAUAAUUUGAGGAGCAAUGUAAAGUUAAGUAUGACGGAUGAUGAUGGUGCGAGAGAGGAGAUUUUAGACCACGUGAGCGUGAACACAUUAGAAGUGGAGGAGGAGGAGGAGGAGGAACUGGGGAUGAGACACCACGAUCAGGAGGCUCUUCUUCCUGGAAAAUCUACUGCCACACAGAUAGCGAACGCGUAUGAUGCGUUGUUAUCGAAGAUAGGGAUAAACUGGCAACUGGUAGUGAUUAUCACUUGCUCCGGUAUUGGGUUGUUAUCUGAUACUCUCGAGAUAAUGAGCAUCAGUUUUGCAAAAGACGACAUCUCCAAGCAGCUCAAGUUGUCAAGACAAGAAGAAUCUACUCUGGCAGGAGUUCUCUUUGCAGGCAUGUUGAUAGGCGGGCUGGUAUGGGGGCGCGCAGCUGACAUUUACGGUAGAAGGCGCGUUCUCCUCAUCAGUCUCACUAUGAAUGGGAGCUGCGCUGCGUUCUCGGCUCUUACUACCACAUUCUGGAUGUUCCUUACUGCACGCUUCUUCAGUGGCAUUGGUGUAGGUGGUUCCCUCCCCAUCAUAUUCUCAUACGUAUCGGAGUGGGUUCCUCGCAAACUAAAGGGGGGUAUCAUCAGCACAGUGGCCACUUGCUGGAUGGUGGGCUCUAUUCUCGCUGCAGCACUCGCCUGGGCUGUUCUCCCCUAUCCUAUACUUGACCCUUACUGGAAGUCAUGGAGAGUAUACCUAUUGUUGUGCAGUCUUCCCAGUCUUCUCUCCGUCUUCAUUUACUCGUUUCUAUCAGAGAGCCCUGUAUUCCUCAUUCAGAAGGGGAGACAUCUGGAAGCUAUUGAUGCUCUACGCCGCCACGCUUCAGACAGCCCUGCCGUAUCUCAAGAACUAGGAAACUUGAAGAGACUGUUAGAGGAUGAAAACUUUGUAACACCGCAAAAUGAGCAAUGGUCGUGCUCACUUUUCAUCAAAGAGUUUCUGUGGGGAGUGGUAGAGUUGUUCUCCGAUAAUAUGCGGAAGACUACGAUUAUCCUGAUAGCUGUGAUUCUUCCAGUUCACUUUGGAUAUUACGGGUUCAUGCUGUGGUUCCCGGAAUACAUACGGUCUCAGUCGAACAGCUCCCACAUACUGCCCCCAGACUACGUUUACAAAGAGAGUGUGUACGUCUCCUUAGCCUCACUUCCGGGAAAUAUUAUCAGCAUAUUUCUCACGGACUAUGUCGGUCCUAAACCUAUACUGUGUGUCAGUCAGAUGUUGUCUGCAGGUUCAGUGUUUCUUCUGUACGAGUUCAACUCACCUGACCAAACUGUUCUACUGACGUGUCUCUUUAACGCUGUUACUGCUCCUAUUUUCAACAUGGUGGAUGUGCUUAUUCCUGGUCUCUAUCCUACUCAGUCCAGAGGAACAGCGUUUGGUUUCCACGGCGCUCUGAUAAGAAUUGUAAUGAUAGCGGCUACUUGGACGUACAGUCUCUUCAUAGACACUUCACCAACCGUGCCUAUCUUACUGACCGCUGUUCUUAUGUUAACUUCAGCUAUCAUUUCGUUCUUUGUUCCUAGAAUCACUUCUGUUAAUCAUUGAACUGUGUUCAAGCUGUAGGCUAUGGGAGGGAGGCUGCUAUUUUAUAUUAUACUAAUCCUACCUUAAAUCUCUAAUCAAAUAAUUGUUGAAAUUUCUUAAGAUUUAAAUUAGGAGCUAUGGCCCGUGACAAAACAAAUGGUCGUGAUUUCUUUAGUUCUUAAAUUCAAUGUUGAAUGUGUAAUCUUAUAUCAAACUGUAUUUCUUUUUCUUUUUUCAAAAUGAUAUACUUUAUAAAACAUACUCAGAUGUUUGGGCAGUGAUGUGGAGCUAUGGCCUGUGACCGAAAAUAAAUGGUCUUGAUUCAUUUCGCUCCCACGUGCAAUGUGUUAUGUAAUAUUGAAAUGUAUUUUUUUCUUUCUUUCAAUAAAGAUAAUAAGAUUUAUGACGAGUUUUUAUCAUUUUUUUCCUGGUUUUGCUUUUUGUUUUCAACCAAUUUAUUACGAUCAGAACGAAUGAGAUUUAUUUUUUGGCAAUUUUAU
This is a messenger RNA of Bolinopsis microptera, 2128 nucleotides long. Its product is annotated as synaptic vesicle glycoprotein 2A-like. Bases 3 to 1649 code for a protein of 548 amino acids. The transcript is spliced from 11 exons. The record is from RefSeq and is a predicted model, not a curated record. Gene Ontology annotation, molecular function: transmembrane transporter activity. Gene Ontology annotation, biological process: transmembrane transport. NCBI's taxonomy places the organism in Eukaryota, Metazoa, Ctenophora, Tentaculata, Lobata, Bolinopsidae. Gene Ontology annotation, cellular component: membrane.